Brienomyrus brachyistius is the source of this 5112-nucleotide messenger RNA. RefSeq names its product DEAH (Asp-Glu-Ala-His) box polypeptide 38 (gene dhx38). The transcript is spliced from 27 exons. Bases 234 to 3968 code for a protein of 1244 amino acids. Gene Ontology annotation, biological process: mRNA splicing, via spliceosome. The record is from RefSeq and is a predicted model, not a curated record. Gene Ontology annotation, cellular component: spliceosomal complex; intracellular anatomical structure. Gene Ontology annotation, molecular function: ATP binding; RNA binding. Lineage: Eukaryota; Metazoa; Chordata; Actinopteri; Osteoglossiformes; Mormyridae.
AUAAAGUUUAAUCAAACGCAGUGGAUUGUGGGUCCGCUAUGGCGGCCCUGUGCUGUUGUUUGUAAGAUCUACACAAUAUUUACAGUAUACAUGAACUGAAAUUAAAGCUUACCUUGAGGACAAGAGUUUACAUCCACUAGUCUGUUUUAGGUUGUACAAUAUUUACGUAGCACCCAACUUUAUAAACCAUCGAUAUAGUAUUUUAUCGUCGCCCCUGAGCUGCCCGAGAGAAGAUGGAGGAUGAUGCCACUCUCCACCGUCUGGAGGGCAGCAAUUCCGGCGCGGAGGUCGGCGGGCUGAUCGUGAAGAAGAAGAGCGCCGUGUCGGAGCAGCACGUCUUCCGGCCACCGACCCCUCGCACCUCCCUGUUGGGCCUCGAUCUUCUGGCGGCACAGAAGCGCAAGCAGCGUGAGGAGAAGGACCGGCAGGAGGCCGAGGACGACGCCAAGAAGACAAAGAAGUCCAAGGUGUCUUCAUACCGGGAUUGGGAGGACGGCAGAGCCGACUCUGGGUCUGAUGAUGAAGAUGAUGAUGAAGAGGGCAAGGGGGACAAGAAAGAGAGGAAAUAUCGUGUCACAGGGUCUGAAACGCCGUCCAACCCCGGUGGAGUUAGUGAAGAGUUUCGGAAGAGACACCAGCAGAGGGAAAAAGAAUGGCGUGAACACGGAGUUUAUGCCUCGUCCAAGGAGGAGAGGAAACGAGAAAGGGACAGAGAUCGGAGAGAUGAGCGGGAGCGCAGCCAGCGUAGCACCAGCAGGGGGAGCUCUGAGAGGGGUGAGCGUAGUGAGCGCUCGCAGAGAGAGGGUUGGUCUGAGCGGCUGAGUCGAGGAAUAAAGAAGGAUGAGCCCGAGAGCCCUCGACACCGGCCCAGAGAUGCUCCCACGCCGUCGCGCUCCAGCUGGGACGAGGAUGACAGUGGCUAUGUUAGCUCCCGGCGUUCCCAUUGGGAAUCUCCAUCCCCAGCGCCCUCACACCGGGAAUCGGACAGGUCUGAACGGAGCCACCGCUCUGGUCGGGAGAGCGAAAGGCGGGACCGGUCUGUGAGGAGCCGGUACCCGGCUGAUACCCCCCUGCCCACUCCCUCCUACAAAUACAACGAGUGGGCCAAUGACAGGAAGCACCUGGGCUCCACCCCCCGCCUGUCCCGCGGGAAAGGAGGAAAGAAGGAGGACAGAGAAGAUGGCAUCACGUUUGACACCGAGGAUGAGAGACAGCAGUGGGAGGAAGAUCAAAAGCAAGCCGACCGGGACUGGUACAUGAUGGAUGAGGGCUAUGACGAGUUCCACAACCCGCUGAACUCCAGCUCAGACGAGUACGUCAAGAAGAGGGAGCAGAUCCUGCAGAAGCAGACACAGAAACGCAUCUCUGCGCAGAAGAGGCAGAUCAACGAGGAUAACGAGCGCUGGGAGACCAACCGCAUGCUGACCAGUGGGGUGGUGCACAGACUGGAGGUGGACGACGAGUUUGAGGAGGACAACGCUGCCAAGGUGCAUCUGCUGGUGCACAACCUGGUGCCCCCUUUUUUGGAUGGCAGGAUCGUCUUCACCAAGCAGCCUGAGCCCGUCAUCCCGGUGAAGGACCCCACGUCUGACCUGGCCAUCAUCUCCCGCAAGGGCAGUCAGCUGGUGCGCAAGCACCGGGAGCAGAAGGAGCGCAAGAAGGCCCAGCACAAGCACUGGGAGCUGGCGGGCACGAAACUGGGCGACAUCAUGGGCAUCAAGAAGACUGAGGAGGAGGACACCAGUGCGGGCAAACCAGUGGGCGAGGAUGGCGCCGUGGACUACAGGGCUGAACAGAAGUUCGCUGACCACAUGAAGGAGAAGAGUGAAGCCAGCAGCGAGUUUGCCAAAAAGAAGACCCUGCUGGAGCAGAGGCAGUACCUGCCCAUCUUCGCCGUGAGACAGCAGCUGCUCAACAUCAUCAGGGACAACAGCAUCGUCAUCGUGGUGGGCGAGACGGGCAGUGGCAAGACCACGCAGCUGACGCAGUACCUGCACGAGGACGGCUACACGGGAUACGGCAUGGUGGGCUGCACGCAGCCGCGCAGGGUCGCCGCCAUGAGCGUGGCCAAGAGAGUGAGCGAGGAGAUGGGUGGCAACCUGGGAGAGGAGGUGGGCUACGCCAUUCGGUUUGAGGACUGCACCUCCGAAAAGACGGUGAUCAAGUACAUGACGGACGGCAUCCUGCUGAGGGAAUCGCUGCGCGAGUCGGAUCUGGACCACUACAGUGCCGUCAUCAUGGAUGAAGCCCAUGAGCGCUCGCUCAACACGGACGUGCUGUUUGGCCUCCUCCGGGAGGUCGUCGCCCGACGUUCGGACCUCAAGCUCAUUGUCACGUCUGCCACCAUGGACUCUGAUAAGUUUGCCGCCUUCUUUGGAAACGUCCCUAUUUUCCACAUUCCCGGGAGAACGUUCCCAGUGGAGAUUUUAUUCAGCAAGACGCCCCAAGAGGACUACGUGGAAGCCGCGGUGAAGCAGGCCCUUCAGAUCCAUCUGAGCGGGAUGCACGGUGACAUCCUUAUCUUCAUGCCUGGCCAGGAGGACAUUGAGGUGACAUCAGACCAGAUUGUGGAGCGCUUGGAAGACCUGGAAAGUGCUCCUCCACUGGCUGUCCUGCCCAUUUACUCGCAGCUGCCCUCAGAUCUGCAGGCCAAGAUCUUCCAGAAGGCUCCUGACGGUGUGAGGAAGUGCAUCGUGGCCACAAACAUAGCGGAGACCUCUCUGACUGUGGACGGCAUCAUGUUCGUCAUUGACGCGGGAUACUGCAAGCUGAAGGUGUUCAACCCUCGCAUCGGCAUGGACGCCCUGCAGGUGUACCCCAUCAGCCAGGCUAAUGCUAACCAGCGCUCCGGCAGGGCUGGCAGGACGGGGCCUGGCCAGUGCUACAGGCUGUACACCCAGAGUGCCUUCAAGAACGAGAUGCUCACCACCACCAUCCCGGAGAUCCAACGCACGAACCUGGCCAAUGUCGUACUGCUGCUCAAGUCACUGGGAGUCCAGGAUCUGCUGCUCUUCCACUUCAUGGACCCCCCACCGGAGGACAACAUGCUCAACUCCAUGUACCAGCUGUGGAUCCUGGGGGCUCUGGACAACACUGGUGCGCUCACCCCCACCGGAAGACUCAUGGUGGAGUUCCCCCUGGACCCAGCGUUGUCCAAGAUGCUCAUCGUCUCGUGUGACAUGGGCUGCAGCUUGGAUAUCCUCAUCAUCGUGUCCAUGCUCAGCGUCCCGGCCAUCUUCUACAGGCCCAAGGGUCGUGAGGAGGAGAGCGACCAGGUGAGGGAGAAGUUUGCCGUCCCCGAGAGCGACCACCUGACCUACCUCAAUGUCUACCUGCAGUGGAAGAACAACAAUUAUUCCAGCAUUUGGUGUAACGAGCAUUUCAUUCACACCAAGGCCAUGCGUAAGGUGCGAGAGGUGCGGGCCCAGCUCAAAGACAUCAUGGUCCAGCAGAAACUGGACCUGCUGUCGUGUGGCUCCGACUGGGACAUCAUCAGGAAGUGCAUCUGCGCCGCCUACUUCCACCACGCCGCCAAGCUCAAGGGAAUCGGGGAAUACGUCAACGUGAGGACCGGCAUGCCCUGUCACCUCCACCCGACCAGCUCACUCUUCGGCAUGGGGUACACCCCCGAUUACAUCAUCUAUCACGAGCUGGUUAUGACCACCAAGGAGUACAUGCAGUGCGUGACAGCUGUUGACGGGGAGUGGCUUGCUGAGCUGGGCCCCAUGUUCUACAGCAUCAAACACGCUGGAAAGACUAGACAGGAGAACCGGAGGCGCGCCAAGGAAGAGAUCUCCAUCAUGGAGGAGGAGAUGUCCCUGGCACAGCAGCAGCUGCGGGCACGGCGGGAUGAGCAGGAGAGGAAGAGCAACCUGGGCAGUACCAGGUCUGUGAAGAUCUGCACUCCUGGCAGAAAGGAGGAGGCCCCUAUGACCCCAAAGCGUACACCAGCUCGAUUCGGACUGUGAGCCUCUGCGGACAGAAACCUACCCCUCACCAGCAACACCAGCAGGCUUCUCACUUAGAGCGGAGGCCUCGCCUCUGGCCCACAGACAAACAGGUUUAAUCUGCCCACCUUUUUAAUGCAAGGAUGCAGUUUUACAGGGCUGGCCAGUAGAGGGCGGAAAAGUAUAAGACAUGACUGCACUGUGGAUAGAUCAGUUCCUCUGCUUCGAUUUUAAAUGUACUUGUUCUCCCGUCCCCACAAAAACAGUGGUAUUAAUAAGUCCAUUUGUUUUGAAUUCCUGUGACAUGGAGAGUAUAUAUAUUUUUGUUUUUAUGUGAUGGAAGCUUUUUAAAAUAAUGAGUAGUGUUUUGAUGUCUGGUGUUAUAGGAUUGGUCUGCCCAGGUUAUUGAAAUGAAAGCCCCUUCCCUCUGGUCUUUAAACCCCAUCACUUUAAUUUGCCGUUCGCUCCCAGCUCUCCUUCCAGCUGCCUCUGCCUGCAGGAACCUCAGAGGCUCGGGGGGCUUUAUCACGCCAUUGUUAUUCCUUAUCCUCCAUCUUAAAUGGACGUUCUUCCCAUUUUUUUCUGAGCUCAGAUGGCCAGGUAUAUGGUAUUCAGUGGUCAGGUUUAUAUUUUGUUUAUUUCCUUUUGUUUCUUUGGUACACCGUUCCAUGUCCCGGAACGAGAUUAGCCAAAAAAAAAAACCAUUAAAUGUAUUUUUCUAUGUAUAAAUAAAUGUAAUUUUGUGAUGUCGCAUCCUGACUCUGGAUGGCCGAUUUUGAUUUUAUGACCAUAGUUAGUCUGAGAAGCUGAAGGCGACACACGUCACACUGGGAACCAUGAUCCUAUCAGGCCCAGUUUGAGAGGUUCAUGCCUUGUUGUUUGUAGAAUGUUCCGCUUCGCAGUCUGUCCGUUAUGUGAGCUGCAGGAACAUAAUUCGGUAGAGUGAUGCAGUCGUUCGCAGCGGACGGAAAUGUAAUUUUCAAAUUGCUCUCAUCAGAUCGUUUCAUGACCUUUUGUAUACUACUUUUGAGAAGUGGUAUAAGCAUGCUGUGUAAAAGGGAUGUGCCCGUGAGUGGGUUUUAUGUUUUGCUUUCAGCGCUUACCUACCAGCUAUGAAUAAAUGCAUUUGUUUUUGUAAGGAUCAUGUAUAAAUAAUUUAAAAAUA